CUGGUGCGGGGCUGCGUGGAGGCCUCGUGCGCGGCUGGUGAGCGGGGCGCGUGCGGCCCCCCCCUCAGCUGCAGCCUCCCUCCCGUACAGCAUGGCCAAGAGCCUGAGGAGCAAAUGGAGGAGGAAGAUGCGCGCCGAGAAGAGGAAGAAGAAUGCGCCCAAGGAGCUGGAGAGGCUGAAGAAGAUCCUGGGCACCAAAGCGGAUGUCAUCAUGGAGGAGGUCAAGGAGGUGGCGACCGUGCUGCCCCCCGAGAAGGUCCUGGAGCAGAGAGAUGACUGCAAAAUGGAGAUGGAUAAUAAACGAAACAAGAAAACUCUCCUAGACCAGCAUGGACAGUACCCAAUAUGGAUGAAUUCCAGGCAAAGAAAGAAACUUAAGGCUCAGCGCGUUAAAGGGAAAAAAAAAUCAAAAGUGGCCAAAGGCCUCGUCUGGUAAAAUCAGUUUUGUAAGAUCAUGAAUAUUUUGUUUAACAAAAUAAAUUUCUCACAUAAAUUAA
Catharus ustulatus (Swainson's thrush) is the source of this 497-nucleotide messenger RNA. It is a transcript of the gene LLPH, whose product is annotated as LLP homolog, long-term synaptic facilitation factor. Gene Ontology annotation, cellular component: nucleolus. Gene Ontology annotation, molecular function: RNA binding. The record is from RefSeq and is a predicted model, not a curated record. Bases 92 to 436 code for a protein of 114 amino acids. Gene Ontology annotation, biological process: dendrite extension. The transcript has 2 exons. Lineage: Eukaryota; Metazoa; Chordata; Aves; Passeriformes; Turdidae.